This is a messenger RNA of Carya illinoinensis, 1077 nucleotides long. RefSeq names its product protein GAMETE EXPRESSED 3-like. The transcript is spliced from 5 exons. Bases 1 to 1077 code for a protein of 358 amino acids. Lineage: Eukaryota; Viridiplantae; Streptophyta; Magnoliopsida; Fagales; Juglandaceae. Gene Ontology annotation, biological process: pollen tube guidance; embryo development ending in seed dormancy. Gene Ontology annotation, cellular component: plasma membrane. The record is from RefSeq and is a predicted model, not a curated record.
AUGAGAACAAGACUUCUCUCCAUUAUUACUUGUUUAUCUUCAAGUUCUGCUCUUAUUUUAACAGAAGAUGGGAAGAUUUACGUUUGUUCAGGGAAGAAUUUGUAUGCGUUUGAGAGUAAUGGUACCAUUUCUUGGACCAUAAAUCUUGGGUACACAUGCCAUGCUGGUAUGGCUCCAGUUCAUGGCGGUCGAGGGAAGACAGAAAUGGAGGGAAAGAUCAGCCGCACAAUUGAUGAAUACACUUACGUCUCAGCAAUGCAACCGAAAACUCUAAUCUUUACUCUGUUGGUUCCAGCAAUUGGGACCAUCUAUUGGUCUGAAAGCUCUCUUGGUGAGUUCUCGUCCUUACUAUCUGAGAGUGAUUUGUGCCAAUUUGUAGUGGAUGAAGGGAUCCUUCUUGCUUUCUUAGGUGCUCAAAUCAGAAGCUUGCAUCCAGCUGCUUGCAAGCAAGUCCCAAGCAUAUCGUCAUCUACACAGCGUUCCCUCCAGCUAAAAAAGAAAGUCUUCGACAGGACAAUUACAGAGCUUAAGCAGAAGGCAGCAGAGGAGGUAGUGGCCAAUGAAGUUGCUGAAAAGUUUGGGGAGAUGGUACGAGAAAGGGAAGGCGUAGAGAGGAAGCUCUCAACAACAUACAGUCUGGGCAGAGAUAGGGCUGGAUCUCUCUCAAAAUCUUUGCUUCCCCUAUAUGAUGGGAAAGCAAGGAGCUACUCUUUUCAAGGUGUAAUGAAAGAGAGCGUGACAGUAUUUCACACACUCAGUGACACUACUUCUGGUGAAAGCAGCAGCGAGAAAGAGACCGGCUCGGAAUUUCACGAUGAGGAAUCAGCAGCAAAGGCAAAGGCACCCAUGGAAGCAAAAAGCUCAAGCGAUGAAGGGAGCUUUGGAAGAGACUACGGGAGAAGUCCAUUAGAGAUCACAGCAUCAAGUUCAAGAGGCUUACCGAUCCAUUUCCAAACAAAGGAGCAAGAAGCGGGGGAAGUGACGAUCAUGCAUGAUGAGGAGGAAAUUGAAUCCACCCGAUCAACUGGUAGCAGAUUAAGGUUAAAGAGAAGGAACGCCUUGUCUUCACCGAAUUAG